AUGGCAUCUCCAAUCAAUCAUGGCGUCGUCAAACUUGCAGUUGGAGAAGCAAAACUCAGCACAAUUCCGAUCCCCAAAAUUCGUGAUGGUUAUCUCCUAGUAAAGACCGCCGCUGUGGCACUCAAUCCUACAGAUUGGCAGACAGUCGAUGAGGAAAACCCACCAUCAACACCGCCUUUACUUCUAGGCUGCGAUGCAGCUGGUGUAGUGGUAGAAGUAGGUAAAGGUAUUAACAAGCCUUGGAAAAAGGGCGACCGAAUUGCCUGUAUUGCUCAUGGCGGUAAUGAGGUUGAGCCUACGGAUGGAUCGUUUGCCGAAUAUAUUCUCAUGAAAGGCGAUAUAGGUAUUCAUUUACCUGACCAUGUUUCGUUUGAACAAGGAGCUGCCAUUGCUUCGGGUAUAAAUACUGCGGCUUUGAGCAUGUACUCACCGAAGACACUUGGUUUUCAAGUUCCUACUUUUCCUAUCCAACAAAGCAGUGGAGAGGAGAAAUUUGUUCUUAUCUAUGGUGGAAGUUCGGCUUCAGGAACAAUUGCUAUCCAGUUCGCCAAGUUGUCCGGAUUUACGGUUAUAACGACUGCAUCCCGGCGAAAUUUCGAUAUGCUGAAGGGCUUCGGGGCUGACCAUGUUUUUGACUAUCGAGAUCCAAACUGCGGCAAGGUCAUCCGCGAAUUGACAAAAAACAAACUCCGGCAUGUCCUUGACACAAUCGCUGUUCCCGAAUCCGCUCAAAUAUGCGCCGAUGCAUUAUCAUCUUCCAGCGAUGCCGGUCCACUUUUAUACGUCAACCUUCUCGGGAUCCAAAAUCCUCGAUCAGACGUGGAGUCCAGGUUUAUGUUAGGCUACACUGCUAGUGGAGAGCGUUUCGUUAUUGAAGGUCAAGAAUGGCCCGCAAGUCCUGAAGAUUUUGACCUUGCUAAGACAUUUGUUGCGCUCUCUGAGAAGUUGUUGGAGGCAAAUCUGAUCAAAAAUCAUCCCAUCAAACUGAUGGAAGGUGGAUUGGGGGGCAUCUUGGAUGGAAUGCAGUAUUUGAAGGAUGGCAAGGUGAGUGGGGUUAAGGUUGUUUAUCAGGUUGGUGACGCGCUAUGA
Molecule: messenger RNA, 1089 nt
Organism: Glarea lozoyensis ATCC 20868
Lineage: Eukaryota; Fungi; Ascomycota; Leotiomycetes; Helotiales; Helotiaceae
Product: GroES-like protein
Exons: 4
Coding region: 1-1089 (362 amino acids)
Molecular function (GO): oxidoreductase activity, acting on NAD(P)H
Source: RefSeq, a predicted model, not a curated record